UUUAAUAUAUAUAUAUGGAUAAAUAUUAAAAGUUUAAUGUUGUUAUAUCUUGGAAAUUUGGGCAAUUAGGGUUUCGAAUCUUCUUCUUUUCUUUGGCAUAGACUUUAAGGGUUUGGUUGCUGAACUGAAUGGCCUCCAUAUCAAGUCAGACGCAGUUCCGUUACACUCAACCCCCGUCUAAGGUGCUGCAUUUGAGGAACUUGCCAUGGGAGUGUCCGGAGGAAGAGUUGAUCGAACUGGGGAAGCCAUUCGGGAGGGUCGUUAACACAAAGUGCAAUGUUGGAGCCAAUCGUAAUCAAGCUUUCAUCGAAUUCGCUGAUUUGAAUCAGGCUAUUGCUAUGACAUCAUAUUAUGCUUCUUCUUCAGAGCCUGCUCAAGUGAGGGGCAAAACAGUUUAUCUACAAUAUUCUAAUAGGCAAGAGAUUGUAAAUAACAAAACAAUUGCCGAUGUUGCCGGAAAUGUUCUGCUGGUAACAAUUGAAGGUCAAGAUGCUCGACUUGUUUCCAUUGAUGUUCUUCAUUUGGUAUUUUCAGCUUUUGGUUUUGUGCAUAAAAUAACCACCUUUGAGAAGACAGCUGGAUUCCAGGCAUUGGUGCAAUUUUCAGAUACAGAAACGGCCACAUCUGCCAAAAAUGCCUUGGAUGGACGAAGCAUCCCUAGGUAUCUGCUUUCUGAAAAUAUUGCUCCAUGUACGCUUAAGAUCACAUAUUCUGCCCACAGAGAUUUGAGUGUGAAAUUUCAGAGCCAUCGGAGCAGGGACUACACCAAUCCUUAUCUUCCUGUUGCUCCAUCAGCGAUAGAUGGAAGCAGCCAGUUAAGUUUAGGUCUUGAUGGGAAAAAACUUGAACCCGAGAGUAAUGUUUUACUUGCAUCUAUCGAGAACAUGCAGUAUGCUGUUACAUUGGAUGUGCUACAUAUGGUCUUCUCUGCUUUUGGGCCCGUCCAAAAGAUUGCCAUGUUUGACAAGAAUGGUGGAAUGCAGGCUCUAAUUCAGUAUCCGGAUAUUCAGACAGCCGUUGUUGCCAAGGAGGCCUUGGAAGGGCACUGCAUAUAUGAUGGAGGGUUUUGCAAGCUGCAUCUCUCUUAUUCGCGCCACACUGAUCUCAGUAUAAAGGUCAACAACGAUAGGAGCAGAGAUUAUACAGUCCCUAACCCUGCCAUUUCUAACCCACAACCUUCGGGUUUUGGGCAACAGCCAGUUCAAACAAUGGGUCCAGCUGCUCAUCAAUACAAAGGGACUCCAUACGGUCCUGGUUCAGGCCAACCUAUGAUGAUGCCUCCUCAACCUUCUGCUGGAUGGGCCUCCGGUGUUCCAGGAGUGCCUCAAUCCACGCCAGUACAGAUGACUAAUCAUCCUUACAUGCCACCAGCCUCGAUGCCACAAAUGACUCACGGAACGAUGCAAAUGCUGGGCGGCUACGGUGGUGUACCACCAGCUGGGUCAGUGCCUCCUUAUUGACCCAAUCAGAUGUAAUAUCAACUUAUCUACCAUAUAACAUAUGAAAACCGAGUUAGCCACACUGGUUGCUUCCCGCCUCAUUUCUUGGAGAGGAGGGAGAGGCAGGUUUUGAAUGUUCAACUAAACAGAUUGUGCAUCGAAGAAAAAUAUAUAUAUUACAGUUGUUGA
This is a messenger RNA of Hibiscus syriacus, 1628 nucleotides long. RefSeq names its product polypyrimidine tract-binding protein homolog 2-like. Gene Ontology annotation, molecular function: mRNA binding. Bases 129 to 1460 code for a protein of 443 amino acids. Gene Ontology annotation, biological process: regulation of RNA splicing. The record is from RefSeq and is a predicted model, not a curated record. The transcript has 10 exons. Gene Ontology annotation, cellular component: nucleus. NCBI's taxonomy places the organism in Eukaryota, Viridiplantae, Streptophyta, Magnoliopsida, Malvales, Malvaceae.